CAAGGGAUCGGAACACUGGAGCUCAAGGAUAAGCCAUGGACACUGCGUACAUCCCAACACACCUGGAGGUCCACCAUGCUCCCUGCUAACAUCCUGCUCCUCAUGGUCCUGCUGCUACCCCAAGCCUCGUCCAGUGGUCAGGGUAACACCGGCGAGGUUGACAAUGGUGGGCUAACCGGCGUGCAGCCCGCCAACUCAGAACCCUCCCGGACCGAGUCCCUGGCUCAGACAAUCCAGAGUCUGCUACUCAGUCGCCUGGGUCUGCAGUCGCAACCCAACCCUCAGCCUGGCGUGGCGGUUCCUCAGUACCUCAUGGAUCUUUAUCGCUUCCACCAGCAGCAGUACCACCUGCUAGAGGACCCCUCCUUCAGAUUCCCCAGCCAGCACGUGCAGCAGGCCAACACCAUACGCAGCUUUCACCACAGUGAGCCUCUUACGGCGGAGGACCACAAAUGGGCACACAUCUCCUUCAACAUAUCCUCCAUCCCCUUGGAUGAGAAGGUGCUCUCGGCUGAGCUCCGCCUCCUGCGCACUGCCAGGACCACUUCCCUCAGUGCUGGACCCCACAGAUUGAACCUGUACCUCUCUGGGCGCGGAGAAGACACCCGUCCUACACUGCUAGGAACGAGACUCCUUGUCGCUGAGCCCCAAAAUCAUCCAUCUGGUGGCCUUUGGGAAGCAUUCAGCCUGAACGCAGAACUCUUUGAUUUGGCACUGAACGGAGAUGACCACCUGGGCUUCCUCUUGGAGGUGGUGCCGGAGAACAGUACCGGUCAAGGGGAGGGGGAGGGACACAAGGGAGGCCAUUUGAGGGUGUGCAGGUCUGUUGGGCAGGAUGAGAAAAUCUGGGCCCAGGAAAGGCCCCUCCUGGUCACAUAUAGUCACGACGGACGUGGAGAGCCGUUAGUAAAACACAGCAGGAGGAACCUGAGCAGCAUGCCCAGGAAUAGAGACCAAAAGCGGCGCCGAGUUAAAACGUAUAAAACGCCGAGUUUGGGGGAGCAAACGGGCAGGGUGAAACGAAAUGGUGGUCGCGCUGCCAAGCUCAAGCGCCUUUCUCGCAACCGCUGCCGCCGCCAUCCCCUCUACGUGGAUUUUAAUGACGUGGGUUGGCACAAGUGGAUCAUCGCGCCCAGCGGGUACGACGCCUUCUUCUGCCUGGGCGAGUGCCGUUUCCCCCUGGCUGACCACAUGAAUUCCUCCAGCCACGCCAUGGUGCAGACGCUGGUCAACUCGGUCAACGGGGCCGUGCCGCGGGCUUGCUGUGUGCCCACUUCACUCAGCCCCAUCGCCCUGCUCUACCUGGAUCCCCAGGACCGUGUAGUGCUGAAGAACUACCAGGACAUGGUGGUGGAGGGCUGCGGCUGCCGGUAG
Messenger RNA from Nerophis lumbriciformis (worm pipefish), 1374 nucleotides. The record is from RefSeq and is a predicted model, not a curated record. Lineage: Eukaryota; Metazoa; Chordata; Actinopteri; Syngnathiformes; Syngnathidae.